AUGUACGAUCAUCAUCAGGGCAUUGACACCGGUGCAUGUGAGUUAAAUUGUGUUAUAUCAUGCAUUGACCUUGAUCACUAUUUUGAUGUGGUAACAAAUUUAGUAGGACUGGCUGCGGCUAUUCUUGGUGAUAGCUUCUACUGGUGGAUUGACCCUGCUGGUGCCAUUCUCCUUGCUGUUUAUACAAUCUCAAAUUGGUCUGAAACUGUCAUGGAAAAUGCAGUUUCGCUUGUGGGAGAAUCAGCCUCUCCUGAAAUCUUGCAGAAAUUAACUUAUCUCGUCUUAAGGCACCCUAAAGUCAAGCGUAUUGACACAGUUCGUGCUUACACUUUUGGCGUUCUUUAUUUUGUUGAGGUUGACAUUGAGCUCCCAGAAGAAUUACCUUUAAGAGAAGCACAUGCUAUCGGAGAAACCUUGCAGAACAAGAUUGAGAGACUCCCUGAAGUUGAAAGAGCAUUUGUUCAUCUUGACUAUGAAUGUGAACACAAGCCAGAGCACACCAUCCACAACAGGCUUCCCGACAACGCUUAGCCUUGAUUUCUAGUAUCUCCCUCAUGCCAUUACUUCCACAAGCUAGCGGCGGUAAAUACAUUGAACAACAAGGUUUUCAUUAUAUAUGUAAAGUUUGUUACAGGGAAUCUUCAUUUUUUACUUCUGAACCAAAUAAGAUGGAAAGUUUUUCUUGCU
Molecule: messenger RNA, 687 nt
Organism: Mangifera indica (mango)
Lineage: Eukaryota; Viridiplantae; Streptophyta; Magnoliopsida; Sapindales; Anacardiaceae
Product: metal tolerance protein 4-like
Exons: 4
Coding region: 1-531 (176 amino acids)
Cellular component (GO): membrane
Molecular function (GO): manganese ion transmembrane transporter activity
Source: RefSeq, a predicted model, not a curated record